AUGACUUUCCUUCGCCGUCCUGGCGGAACAUUUACUGCAUUUCGAAGGACAAUGGGGAAGACCAUGUACGACUUCUACUCGGAUCUAAUCGACAGCCUCGUCUACCUGCUUACACACCAUCUCAGGCAAGACGAAUAUAUUGCUCCUUCGGUUCUCUCUUCCGGAAUUCGACAAGCCAUCACGUCGAUGAAGAAUUGUACGACAUCAGUAUAUCUGAAGAGUCUUCCACCAGUUAUCGUAAAAACUCUGGACAAGCUCUUCACGCGGUACCUGCCAGAAUGUUAA
Messenger RNA from Haemonchus placei, 285 nucleotides. NCBI's taxonomy places the organism in Eukaryota, Metazoa, Nematoda, Chromadorea, Rhabditida, Trichostrongylidae. The record is from the annotation of a GenBank genome assembly.